AUGAAAGGCACUACCACAGUUCCAAUUGCUGCUACGGAACCCAAGGACCCUUUCGUCUACCCUACCAUCAGCAAAGCACCUGGAUUUGGACAUUCACAGAUCAUUCCUAGCUUCCCGUUCCUCGCAUUCGAGGAGCCGAAGAACCGAGCUCUUAUCACGACACAACCACUAGUGACCACAAACUCCCACACAACUAUUACAGGAUGCCGGCGGGCAGAUAAAACCAACAACAUUUUCAACCACCAAAGCGGCUAUUGUCUAUACUAUAAUUGGCCCCAAAUGACCCCAAAGACCCUGUACCUGCAGCCUUGCAUUUGCUCGCGCGACUACACUGGCACUCGAAACCGUUUCCAUCUGCAAAUCAAUCAUUUUGGUGCCGCUCUUGCCGUUGGUGUCGGUCACCGCAUGCCACAAACAAUCAAAGGAAAAAGUAAAACAGUCUCAUUACAUGUCCCCCGCCGUGCCGUCUUAGCCUGCACAUCACACGCCCACGGAUACACGGCAUCCCCAGCCCAAUCCCUCGCCCGACGCCCAUCGCAUCGCAUGUCAUCAUGGCUAAGCUUUUUCGUUGCCUCGAUUCCCUCGAAAGCUUGUCUGAUCUUCCAACGACCUACCCAGUUCCCCCGUGCCGGCUCCCGCUUCCCACCCUCGCCAGAUCGGCUCAAAUCACUAUGGCACCCGCUUGCCUUCUGCCUUUCUCUCACUAGCUAUGAAACCUCAUAG
Messenger RNA from Colletotrichum lupini, 723 nucleotides. RefSeq lists its product as uncharacterized. The transcript is spliced from 4 exons. The record is from RefSeq and is a predicted model, not a curated record. NCBI's taxonomy places the organism in Eukaryota, Fungi, Ascomycota, Sordariomycetes, Glomerellales, Glomerellaceae. The coding region runs from base 1 to 723 and encodes 240 amino acids.